UACAGUACUCACAGUGUAUUACUGUAUAAUAUAAUGUUUAAUACCGUAUAAUAAUAGCAAUGAAAGCCAUAUUAAUGUUUGGUUUGUAAUGAAUUGCAGCGACAAUACAAUUGAGUGAAACAUUAUUUAUCAUAAAAAUAGUGACAAUUGUUGUGAUAGUUGUGUUGUAUUGUCAAAGAGUGGUCACAAGUGAUGAAUCAGAGGGAGUCAGAGAGCAAAGGUUUAGGUGGAAGAAAUGAAGAAAGGAAUGUUUUGGAUCAACUUUUGGACACACCUGAAGACGACGAAUUAGAUGAAGAGUUUAGUCGAUCAGAAAAGAAAUCCAAAAAUAAGCGAACUUCAAGUGUAGUCAAAGCUGUCGUUUCAAAAGAGAGCUUAAAACUAAACUCAUCCGUGUCUUUAAAACAAGAGAAAUUGAAAAUAUCAACAAAUUUAAAGUUUGAUUCACAAAAUAAAUAUCAAAAUGAAGAUAAAAGGGAAAUCAUUGUUCAAAACUCGAAGAAGUAUUUAAAAUCAGUUGCAAAUGAAUUGCCAAAAGACUCAAAAAAUUAUAAAAAAUUUACUUUGCCUCCAAAUACAACUGUUAACACCAGCAAUGAAGUGGUAAAAAUCAAUUCAAAUAAUUCAGACGAUGACUACAGCUCUUCACACGACUCUUCGUGUUCGUGUGAAGAUCACAGUAGUAUUGUCUCAAAUGGCAACCGUUCUUCACGUUCUCCUUCUCGAUCACCAACUCCCACUCGUAAAUCUAGUAGACAUAGAAAUGUUAGAUCUGUCAGUCCAUCUGACAGACAGUCAAAGAAAAGACGUCGCGAUCAUUACGAAGAUGAAAGACGAAAAUCAAAGCGUCGCCGACAAACACAAAGCGGAUUCCGAAAAGAUCCCAAUUAUUUGCUAAAAUAUUUUUUCAAAGACAGCUGUUAUUUUGUUAUGAAAAGUAAUAAUCACGAAAACAUAGUCUUAUCAAAAGCUAAAGGUGUUUGGUCUACACCUCCACAAAAUGAAACAAAGUUGAACCGGGCUUUCAAUCAGUUUAGAAAUGUUAUACUAAUAUUUUCGGUCAAAGAAAGUGGAAAAUUUCAAGGUUUUGCAAGACUUGCAUCUGAAUCACGACACGAUUCACAGCCUAUAAAUUGGGUAUUACCUCAAGGUUUGAGUGCUCGAGCACUGGGAGGUGUUUUCCAUUUGGAUUGGAUCUGUAGGAGAGAACUUCCUUUCACCAAAACUUUACAUCUUUUCAAUCCAUUAAACGAUGGAAAACCUGUUAAAAUUGCAAGAGACGGACAGGAAAUUGAUCCGCGAGUUGGCGAAGAAUUAUGCCGUUUGUUUCCAUUUGACGAAAUGGUUGAAUUGAUUCCAAUGUUGAAGAGAAUGAAAAAACAAACAUCUGAUAGGCCGAGAAAUCCUAGACUAAGAGGACCAUUCAUGGACUUCGAUGAAAGGAAUAAACCAAAUAUUAGCUCAAGACUUGACUUUCGACACAGAGAAAGACCAAAUCCUUCACCAAAUCACACACGCAAACGAUUGGGUCCACCAUUACCACCAUCAGCUGCAAUACCCCGAAGGGAUGUUAGAGAUGGACGCAAUGAUCGUCUUAUUCAGCGACCGAUAGGACGAAGGGAUUUCAUAGCAAAUGGAAAUCUCAAUAAUUUUAUUAGAAAUACAACUACUUUGAGUCAACCCUACCCUUUGCGACCAUUCAUUGAACCUUCGUUUCAAAGACUUGAUAUGAUUCCCAAACAACGGACUUUAGAUAAGAGAAUAUAUGAAAGAAACGUUAAUGACUUCAUUCGUCGCACAUAUAGACCAAACCAACCUCUUAAAGAUAGGCGCUAUCGUUGAGUCGAUUUUUGUACUGGUAUUGUAUCGGACCCAACGUUGUCCAGUAAAUGGACAUCAAAUAAGUUUAUUCAUUUAAAACUUUAUAAUU
Messenger RNA from Oppia nitens, 1930 nucleotides. It is a transcript of the gene Ythdc1, whose product is annotated as YTH domain-containing protein 1-like. Gene Ontology annotation, molecular function: mRNA binding; N6-methyladenosine-containing RNA reader activity. Gene Ontology annotation, biological process: mRNA splicing, via spliceosome; regulation of alternative mRNA splicing, via spliceosome. Bases 193 to 1842 code for a protein of 549 amino acids. Gene Ontology annotation, cellular component: nucleoplasm. The transcript has 14 exons. NCBI's taxonomy places the organism in Eukaryota, Metazoa, Arthropoda, Arachnida, Sarcoptiformes, Oppiidae. The record is from RefSeq and is a predicted model, not a curated record.